UAGUGUACAUCUCUAAAGAUGUCUAUAUAUAGAUCCAGAAGACCAGACUACAUUAAUAUAGAUCUAGUAAUACUCAAAAGUGUACAAAGAAUAGGACAUAUACAAGAUCUAUGAUCUAAUUAAAACAUUAAUAACUUGUACAUUAACAUUUUAAUUCACGGCAAAGAUUGUUGCAGUCAUGCUAAAACAGUUGCUUGUUGUGUUUAUUGGUGCAUUGUUGAGUCAAGGUUCCACUGCACCAACUUAUAAAGCUCAAAACAAUGAGGACUGGGAGUUUUUGCUGCUGGCACAGUUUUGGCCAACAACAUCAUGCUAUUACUUUAGGGAAUCAGGAUGUUCUGUGCCAGAAAAAGUAAACAAUUGGACCAUUCAUGGAUUGUGGCCAUCUAAUGCAAACGAACCACAGCCUGAGAACUGCAAUAGCUCCAUGCCUUUUGAUUAUACACAGAUUGAGAGUUUGAGAGACAGACUUGAUUUGGAGUGGCCAUAUUAUAACAAGAGUGGUGCUAGAACAUUUCUAUGGGAACAUGAAUGGAACAAACAUGGAACCUGUGCUUACAAUUUACCCACAUUGCAAGGAGAAAUGAAUUAUUUUACCAGUGCAAUGAAUCUUUACCAGACCAUCAAUUUAUUUGGUGUUUUGAAAGCUCAUGACAUUGAACCAUCAGAAGAAAAAUUUCAAGUCCAAGAUAUUUUUAAUAUUCUUAAUGAACAUUUUCAAGCUAAGCCAAAUAUAAUUUGUUUACAUAACUCAGAGAAAAAUGUGUAUUACAUUGAAGAAAUUUGGUUAUGCUUUAACAAAGACUUGACUGCACGUGAUUGUGAGGAGAUUCCUGUUCACACUGAGACUGCUCUCAAGUUUACUAGUGAGACAGACUCUCUGUUUCGGAAAACCAAAGGCUAUAUAAAAGAUUGUCCCAAGGAUGGAGAAGUUUAUUAUUUGCCUAUUUCACAUAAGUAAAUAAAUACCAGCCAGAUAAUAUGUUAAGUCAUUUAUGACUCAAGUUAAUUUUUUUUUUAUUAGUAACAGUAGUUUUAUUUUGUCAGACCAUACAUAUUUUUGUUCUAUUUUACUUUAUCAGAAAUGAUUAUAUUUCUUGUUACUUGAUAUUAUCAGCUUUUUGAUAUUCUACAUUAUGUUUGUGACCAAUUCUCAUCCUCAAUCCUUGUAAAAAAUUGUGCAGUUAAAACAAAUGUUGAUACCACUGUUGGAAAGUGUGGAGCUAUAAACAAAGUUUCAUAACAUUUCAACUUGGUCUAGAAGCUGAGCUUAUUUUUCAAAGUUAUACUUCAAUUGAUGAGAUAUUGGACAUGUGUUGUUUUCUUGUUUCAAUGCAAUUAAUAUUUUUUAUUAAGAUGUACACUACUUUGUUUAAAAACUUUCACUAUUUUAAUAAGUUAUGAAACUCAGAGCUUAGAGUUUAGAAAAUAUUAGUUUGAUAUUUGUAAGAAACAAAACUUGGACUAGAAUUUAUGAUCUAAUUCAAAAGAAAACAAAAAAAAUACAUAGAGAUAAGUGAACAUCUAAACUUAGUUUAUCACAUCUUAAACUUAGCUGCUGAAUACAACUUGAGUUGAUGUAUGAAGUUGAUAGAAUUAUUUGACACUGACACACUACAUUGCUAUGACUUUUUUUUUUUUUUUUUUUCAUUUCAAAUAAUAGUGUUUUAAUAAUGGUAUGAUAUUGUGGUACUCUUUAUAUAUUCCAUCAUUCCAUUUCUGUUUUGUUUCUGUGUUGCUAAGUCAAGUAAUGAAGUGAAGUCCAACUCAGUCUGGUAGGAGUCUUUAUCUGUGCAAAUCACUCAGUUCAGCUAUGCAAAAGGUUUUUGACUAGGAAGUCAUGCACAUGUCAUAACUUUAAUACUUUUUUAUUCCCACUUUUUGUUUUUUUAAAGUUGCCAAUGUUUGCACUAUGGGCUGAGUCUGAAUAUCUCCAGGUCAUAGACCUAGUCCAUAGGCACCAGUGACCUAGUGCAAUGAAAGGUGACAUUCUGAGACACAAGGUAUAUACUAUUUGCUACGAAUAGUUUCAUUUUGAACAAAUAUAAUAAAAUAAGGAAAGUACUAUAACAUUUUAAUAGAGUUAUAGCUGAGAUCAUACUAUUUUUAUUAAAAAAUAAUAAUAGCUUUUUUGUUUCAUCAAUUUAUUUAGACACAAAAAGUCAUUGUGAUUGUGGUAGUGACUUCAGACAAAAAGUUACAGAUCUGUUUUCUAGAUCAAAACUACUAAUGUAAUGUAAUAGUAUAAAAAUGUAUUAGGCUAAUGGUUCAUAUUACAAACUUUCUCUCUUCAUAAAGAAAAAAUCACUCCAUUAUCAAUCAGAUCAAAACUUCAUUGUGUUCCUUGUAAACAUAGACAAUGCCAUGACUCUGUGCUGAUCACAUUUGUUACUUUGAUUGCAUUUGUCUCCCUUGUUUUCCCAGAGAUCCCUGCAUUCAUGUUUAUACAUAUAUUUGACAAAAGCUAAAAAAAAAAAACCCAGAUAGAUUCUUACUUGAUGUUCAAAUACUAUGGUCAACUCAACAUUCAUAUAUUAGUUUUGAUCAUUUCUCUUACCUUUGCAUUGGGGCAGACAUGUGGAAAUAGGAUAUUAUUGAUACUCAGUAAUACAAAAAAUACAAUAUAGCCUAAUUGUUAGUUCCUCAGAGUCCCAUUACAUUAAUACAGUAAAUAUUUUCAAAUUAAUUCAAUAAUGAAUGAAGUGAUCAUUCUGAAAUUAGUAUAAACUGUGUUUGACAGCAUGUUCCAGAAUUUCAGCUGGAUAGGAGAAUAAAAAGUUGUCGCAAUAAAGAAAAAAUGUAAACUUUUUUUUUUGGACUAUGACUUAAAUGUGAGUAAAUAGGAACAAGUAACAAAAGGAACAAGUGAAUAUAUAUAUUUGUUUUGUGCUUGUGAUCCAUUUUUUUUAAAUGCUUUGAAGAAUUCUGGGAAAACAAUAUUUUUAUACUGA
This is a messenger RNA of Biomphalaria glabrata, 2951 nucleotides long. Its product is annotated as ribonuclease T2-like. The coding region runs from base 179 to 961 and encodes 260 amino acids. NCBI's taxonomy places the organism in Eukaryota, Metazoa, Mollusca, Gastropoda, Planorbidae. The record is from RefSeq and is a predicted model, not a curated record. The transcript has 10 exons. Gene Ontology annotation, molecular function: RNA binding; ribonuclease T2 activity. Gene Ontology annotation, biological process: RNA catabolic process. Gene Ontology annotation, cellular component: extracellular region.